AAACUCGAAUUAUUCUGGCCCCUGGCGUGAUCAUGUUUUUUCGGUGAAUUCAUGUAAAAGCCGUGGUUGUUGAAAACAUAGAAAUAUUUGCUUAUUACUUUGACUAACUGAGUUAAAUUGGAAAAUACGGAUACACAAAAAUGACACAAACUUCGUUACCGAAUCCAAACACACUUUUACCUCUAGAACUUGUGGAUAAGUGUAUAGGUUCUCGGAUCCAUAUUAUUAUGAAAAAUGACAAAGAAAUGGUUGGAACUCUACAAGGAUUCGAUGAUUUUGUGAAUAUGCUGCUAGAUGACGUCACGGAGUACGAAUCAACGCCGGAAGGAAGGAAAAUCACGAAACUAGAUCAAAUCCUAUUGAAUGGCAACAAUAUUGCGAUGUUGGUGCCUGGUGGUGAAAUGCCUGGUGAUUCUUACGAAGGACAGUGAUGUUAUUCCUAUGUAGUUUAUAAAUAAAGUAUUUUUAAGCUCCAA
Molecule: messenger RNA, 476 nt
Organism: Helicoverpa armigera (cotton bollworm)
Lineage: Eukaryota; Metazoa; Arthropoda; Insecta; Lepidoptera; Noctuidae
Product: U6 snRNA-associated Sm-like protein LSm5
Exons: 1
Coding region: 141-431 (96 amino acids)
Biological process (GO): mRNA splicing, via spliceosome
Cellular component (GO): U4/U6 x U5 tri-snRNP complex; Lsm1-7-Pat1 complex; U6 snRNP
Molecular function (GO): RNA binding
Source: RefSeq, a predicted model, not a curated record